UCAACACUAUUCUGUGGGUCAUUCUCAUUUUACAUGAUGGAACAAGUCGUUUUGUCUUUGUUUCCAAAAGGAUGGACAAAGGAAGAAAUAUUAGAAAAAGCCCAAAACAUACAACAACUUGGCAUUUCUAGAGGUCUCAAUUAUCGUUGUGUGGAAAGUGGCCAGUUCUUAAGAGUUGGUCUCGUUCAACACCCAUUCUAUUCAGAAAUUUUGGAAAAGAAACCUUUGAGAGAACAAAGAAUACUUGAGAUUGGUUGUGGCUUUGGUAUUGAUACUCGUUAUUUGAUCCAACAAGGAGUUGUUAAGGAGAAUAUCCUUGCCAUUGACGUUGCUCCUGCUUUUAUUGAGCUGGGAUUCGAACUAUUCGAAGACCGAGAGUUAUUGGAGUCUUGUUUCCAAAUAAAGAGUGUUGGAGAUGAAGACUUUGUAAGUUUUAUCCGGAAUGAGUUUUCGGGAAACCCUAUCGAUUUGGUUACCGCAUUCCAAGUGCUUCAUACGAUUCCUCAGUAUAAUGAGAAAGUUGCCAAUGAUGUGUAUCAACUUGUUCAACCAUCCAAGGGAAUAUUUAUGGGUAUUACUCAAGGAAUUCCUGAAGAGAAACAAGAACCUCUUUACUUCGACCGCAAAGGAGAUCCUCGUGUAGCCCACACCAAACAGUCUCUAACCAACAUGUUGAAAGGAGCUGGCUUUCAGAGAAUCAAGAUGCAGUUUUUGGAAAGACACACAUAUGAGAAUGGUUGGACCGGUGAUACUGAUACGAUGACUGACAUAGCUGGUCGAAGACAGCCUUUGGCGUUUAUCGCUUUUGUGGAAUGAAACUCCUCAUCUGAGACAAUAAUAUCUAUUUGUCUA
This is a messenger RNA of Galdieria sulphuraria, 852 nucleotides long. RefSeq lists its product as uncharacterized. The transcript has 2 exons. The coding region runs from base 34 to 816 and encodes 260 amino acids. NCBI's taxonomy places the organism in Eukaryota, Rhodophyta, Bangiophyceae, Galdieriales, Galdieriaceae. The record is from RefSeq and is a predicted model, not a curated record.